UCACUCUCUCCUCACCUCCCAUUUUCAAUCCCUUAUUCUUCUUCCUUUCCUUUCCAUUCCUCUCUCUCUCUCUCUCUCUCUCUCUCUCUCUGGUUUGGCACAAAAUAGAAUAGAUUUGGUGUCAGAGAGAAGUCAGAAAAACUCAAGUUUCCUUUUGUCCCUCUGAGCAAGGAGGACCCUUUGUGUCAGAAAAAAAAACUCUUGGUCUCGACCAGUUUUUUUCUUCUUUCAUUCAAUCCAAGAAGCCAAGCCCUAGCUUAUAUAUAUAGCCGUAUCUAUAUAUACACAGGUAGUUUCAGUUUGCUUCCAACUCUCUCCAAAACCCUAAAUUUUGCUUCUCUCUCUCGUUCUUAACACACACACACACACGCACACUCUUCUUUUGGUCUCCAUGGCUCCUCAGGGCUUGUCAAUGAAGCCUGGUUCCAUCAGAUCCAGGUUUGCUUAUGGGUUUCUGAGAGCACUAAAGAGACUUAGCAAGCGAAGAAGGCCCAUUUCAUCAUCGUCCCCAAAAAGGAUUUUUCAUGGCUACCGUAUCGUGAAGAUGGCAGCCGAUGCAUCAAUGGCUUCUGCAGUGGGGUCGAGGAGAGCAUGGAGCCGGGCAAUGCUCAGAAAACUUCGAUGCGGGAGGAGAAGACGCUUCGUGAUGAGGAGAAGAAGAGAAGUAGUGGUAAAUAAAGUUGGAUCAAAAGAGUUGGGUUUUGGCCAAACUGAUGAGCUUCGCAAUCUGGUCCCCGGCGGUGAAACCAUGGAUUUCUGCAGCUUGUUGGAUGAAACUGCACAUUACAUAAAAUGUCUCACCACCCAGGUACAGGUCAUGAGAAGUAUUGUCUAUUUCUGCUCCUGAAUCUAUGUUACAUAAAUAGAAACAAUGCAAAUAAAUCCAGUCCAGAGAGAGAGAGAGGAAUUAUGAUUUUCGAUGAUGAUAAAGCUGCGGUUGAAAAGUUGGAGUUCUGGCAAAAAGGGAGAGGUUGAAGAAGGUGGGUCUUGAAGUAGCAUGUAGACAGAAUAUUGGACUUUAUGUGUGGGUGUGUGUUGCAAGAAACUGAUGAUGGGUUACAUUCCCUGUGAAUUAACACAUCUUGUUCUAGAUUAAUAUUUAUGUGUGUGUAUAUAUAUAUACAUAUGUGUACUGUUAGUUAUAUCAGAGUUCUCUUGAUCCUUUUUCCCCCUUUAAUUUGUUUCACAAAUAUGAAGAGACCUCAUCUUCCAAUAUUAAAGAA
Molecule: messenger RNA, 1223 nt
Organism: Diospyros lotus (date-plum)
Lineage: Eukaryota; Viridiplantae; Streptophyta; Magnoliopsida; Ericales; Ebenaceae
Product: transcription factor IBH1-like
Exons: 1
Coding region: 392-847 (151 amino acids)
Biological process (GO): regulation of DNA-templated transcription
Molecular function (GO): protein dimerization activity
Source: RefSeq, a predicted model, not a curated record